GGUUGCUAUGGGCUAAGCAGUGAUUGGUUGCUAUGGGAAACACAGAGAAUCUUCCUAUUAUACAGCGCCAUAAAUAUCCCUAUAUAUAUAUAUAUAUAUAUGUGACAACUUGAUGUCCCCAAAGAGAAGCAUCCGCCCUGCACCAAACCCCCAGCUCUAUACAUACCAAAUGUCUAUAAUAUGGAAUCUUUGCAGGAAAGUUCUGGAGGAACAAUGAGUGGACUAGAAAACCCCAUAUCAGAGAAUGGAAAGAAGCAAUUUUCAUGUCCGGAAUGUGUGAAGCUUUUUACUAGGAAAGUAAAUCUUGUGGAUCAUAUAAAAACUCACACAGGGGAGAAACCAUUUUCAUGUCCAGAAUGUGUGAAGAGUUUUAGUAAUAAAUCAAGUCUUGUAAAACAUUUGAGAACUCACACAGGAGAGAAGCCAUUGUCAUGUCCAGAAUGUGUGAAGUGUUUUACUAGGAAAGUGCAUCUUGUGGAUCACAUGAGAACUCACACAGGAGAGAAACCAUUUUCAUGCUCAGAAUGCGCAAAGUGUUUUAGUAAUAAAUCAAAUCUUGUAACACAUCUGAGAACUCACACAGGAGAGAAGCCAUUUUCAUGUCCAGAAUGUGUGAAGAGUUUUAGUCAUAAAUCAUAUCUUGUGGAACAUAUGAGAACUCACACAGGAGAGAAACCAUUUUCAUGUCCGGAAUGUGUGAAAUGUUUUAGAAUUAAAGCAACUCUUGUGGAACAUAUGAGAACUCACACAGGAGAGAAACCAUUUUCAUGUCCGGAAUGUGUGAAGAGUUUUAGGAAUAAAUCACAUCUUGUAAAACAUCUGAAAACUCACACAGAAGAGAGACCAUUUUCAUGUCCAGAAUGUGUGAAAUGUUUUAGAAUUAAAGCAACUCUUGUGGAACAUAUGAAAACUCACACAGGAGAGAAGCCAUUUUCAUGUCCGGAAUGUACAAAGUGUUUUAGUCAAAAAUCAAGUCUUGUGGAACAUAUGAGAACUCACACAGGAGAGAAGCCAUUUUCAUGUCCAGAAUGUGUGAAGUGUUUUAGUCGUAACUCAAGGCUUGUAAAACAUCUGAGAAAUCACACAGGAGAGAAUCAGUUGUCAUAUACAGUAUAUGGCUAAUGUUUUAACCAAAACUCAAAUGCAUAUGUAUACAUGAGGACAAACAUAAAGAAGAAGUCAUAUCCAUGUUCAGAAUGUGGAAAAUGUAUUAGUAAGACAUCUUGUUAAAAAUCUUAGAGCACACACAGGGGAGAAGCCAUUUUUAUGUUCAAUAUGUGAAAAAUGUUUUAGACCAAAAUGAAAUCUUGUACAAAACAAAAGGAGAAAAAAAGCGAAUAUACUAAAAUGUCUGAGAGGAGAGAAGUCAUUAGAAUGUUCAGACUGUAGGAAAUGUCCGGUGCACAUUGUAGGACCUGAUGUGUCAGGACGUCUUCUAAGUUAUAGUGUCUCUGGAAUGUUCUUCUCCUGUCUGAUGGUCAGAUAGGACAUGGAGAUGACCAAUCUGUGCACGAGUCCUAUUAAUUCCAUUGGAUGUGUGUAGGAAACCCGCUGGACGUCACAUGCUCGCCUCAGUAACUGUACUGCCCAGCAGGGACUUGUGUCCUUCCACCCCCAAUCUGAAGAUCAGGGGGGAGAUCACCAUUAUAGGGACACUAGAAAUGCCCGGCUACAAUACUGAAAACCAUUACUGCUAUUUCCACAUCCAACUGGGUUUGGACUAAAUGGACUGUAUCCCAAAGUUCUUCUAUGUGAGAAUAAAGUAUGAAGACUUCUCUUUGUUUCUUCUAUUCUUUUUGUAUCUGGAGAAUUCAGACAUUAUUCUUUAUACAGAACAGAAGAGACAUCCUGUGGGACAUGACUUUUCUGGACAUGGGUUUUAUGGAAAAAUAAUAUCAACCAAAGUUUGUAAUAGUCCCAGAAAGGGUGGAGCCUUUUUCCUGGAAUACCUCUUUAAUGGGGCACUCUGGUGGAAAACAUUUAUUUUUUAAAUCCACUGUGCCAGAAAGUU
Hyla sarda is the source of this 2011-nucleotide messenger RNA. RefSeq names its product gastrula zinc finger protein XlCGF8.2DB-like. The coding region runs from base 181 to 1122 and encodes 313 amino acids. Gene Ontology annotation, biological process: regulation of transcription by RNA polymerase II. NCBI's taxonomy places the organism in Eukaryota, Metazoa, Chordata, Amphibia, Anura, Hylidae. The record is from RefSeq and is a predicted model, not a curated record. The transcript is spliced from 3 exons. Gene Ontology annotation, molecular function: RNA polymerase II cis-regulatory region sequence-specific DNA binding; DNA-binding transcription factor activity, RNA polymerase II-specific.